AUGGAUUCGAGAUAUGAUAUUCAGCGGAGGGCCGGUGGAGGCGGCUUCAGGGGGGUCUCCGCCAGUGGAUCCCCUGCUCUGGGAGCCCAGUCUCGGCGUAGGAAAAUUCCACCUCGGCCGGCAGACUUUAAGCUUCAAAUUAUUAUUAUCGGUUCUAGGGGCGUAGGAAAGACUAGUCUCAUGGAGCGAUUUACCGACGACACGUUCUGUGAAGCAUGCAAAUCAACUGUUGGCGUUGAUUUCAAAAUAAAAACGGUUGAGCUGAGAGGGAAGAAGAUCAGAUUGCAGAUCUGGGACACAGCAGGUCAAGAGAGAUUUAACAGUAUUACUUCAGCAUACUACCGUGGGGCCAAAGGCAUUGUGUUGGUCUAUGACAUCACUAAGCAGGAAACCUUCGACGACUUGCCCAAAUGGAUGAAGAUGAUUGACAAGUACGCCUCAGAAGAUGCUGAGCUGCUGCUGGUUGGGAAUAAGCUGGACUGUGAGGCUGAUCGUGUCAUAACGAGAACGCAGGCUGAGAGGUUUGCUUCACGGAUAUCAGGGAUGCGCUUCUGUGAGGCUAGUGCCAAGGAUAACUUCAAUGUGGAUGAGAUCUUUCUAAAACUAGUGGAUGAUAUUUUGAGCAAGAUGCCUCUUGAAGUUCCAAACAAGGAGCUUUCCAACAGCAUCCUGUCUCUGCAGCCGGAGCCCGAGAUACCCCCGGAGCUGCCCCCACCACGCAUGCGAUGCUGCUGAGAUGCCU
Molecule: messenger RNA, 742 nt
Organism: Chanos chanos (milkfish)
Lineage: Eukaryota; Metazoa; Chordata; Actinopteri; Gonorynchiformes; Chanidae
Gene: rab12
Product: RAB12, member RAS oncogene family
Exons: 6
Coding region: 1-735 (244 amino acids)
Molecular function (GO): GTP binding; GTPase activity
Source: RefSeq, a predicted model, not a curated record